Molecule: messenger RNA, 1361 nt
Organism: Tribolium madens (black flour beetle)
Lineage: Eukaryota; Metazoa; Arthropoda; Insecta; Coleoptera; Tenebrionidae
Product: hepatoma-derived growth factor-related protein 2-like
Exons: 6
Coding region: 266-1315 (349 amino acids)
Biological process (GO): microtubule-based movement
Cellular component (GO): cytoplasm; cytoplasmic dynein complex
Molecular function (GO): dynein intermediate chain binding
Source: RefSeq, a predicted model, not a curated record
CUAUCUUUGCUUAUUGCAGAUUAUUGUAUUUGCAGUUUAUAAAUGCAAAAUAGUUAAUAAAAGAAUGAAAUAUUAAGAUUUAUAGUAUAAUUGAACUACUAAACACAAAUUUGUUUGAACUACGUACGAUACUCUGUUCGAAAAAAUGAAUAUCAUAGUCGCGCGGUAAAUUCAAAUCAUAAAAAAGUUAAGUUUUUAAGAUAAAAAUAACAUUAGACUACGUCAAAUAAACUUCAAUCAAAUUUUAAUUUACUUGUAAAUUAAGAUGGGCGAUCAAGAACAGGAAGCACCAUCAGAAAAAAGCGAGGCUCCAGGUGGUGAAGAAACUGCCAAUCCUGAAAAUGAACUAACCCCCGAACCAGCUCAAACAACCAAAGAACCAAAACCAGGAGCACCAGCCGAGGAAGCUAAACCUGAAGAAGACAAAGAAGAGGCACGUCCGUCAGAAGCCUCUGCUGUUCCUCCUGAAGAAGGAACCGCAGAAAAACGCCCAUCUCAACCAGAUACUGAUACUAAACCAAAAGAAUCUGAAACUGCUGAAACUAAAGAACAUGCGGAAGCGGUAGAUAAAGUAGCAUCAAAGGAAAAAGAACCAAAACCUGAAGAACGUAAAUCAACAGCAAGCAAGAUCGGAGAAGAUGAAGAAGUUAAAGAACAAAAAUCGCCAUCGCUGGUUGAAAAAACUCAAUCUGUUCACAGUAGAGCAAGUAAGGUGAGCAAAACAAGUCGGACAAGUCAAGAGUUACAUGAAAUCAAAUCGGAAGAAAUUGUAAAAACCAGCGCUUUAGUUUCUUCAGAAAGCUUCGAAAAACGCCGUGGCUUAACAAAAGAAGAUGGAAAGGAAGGUCGAAAAAGUCGCACAGAACGUCUUAGCAGUCGAGCACAAAAAGUACUUGGAAGCACAAUAUCAAUUCGACGCCUGAGUGUAAUUGGAGACUUUUAUGACCGCUCUAAGGGCGCUCGUUAUAUGAACACUUACAAACUGGAAUCGGAUAAUCCGUUUAAACCAGAAAAAGUUACAAAAAUAUUAGAAGCAGUGAUGACAGAAGCCUUGGAAAAUCUAACUUAUGACCCAGAGAAAUGCCCGAAACAAGCCAAAUGGGCUUCGAGUGCAAUCAGGGCUAAAGUUAAAGAACUUCAGUUUGAAAGAUAUAAGUUAAUUUGUUUGGUUACAAUCGGAGAAAAAAAUUCGCAAGAUGUUUUUGUCACUUGCAGAUUUCUUUGGGAUGUAGAUCGAGACAGAUAUGCAACUUAUUCGCUUGAAAAUACAUUUGUUUUUGGGAUAGCACAGUGUUUCGGAGUGUAUUAUGAAUGAAAAUUAUUUAAAUUUCGUUCCGUGAAAUCAAUAAAAUGACAAAAUC